AUGAGGCAAUUCACACUAAUCAACUUCAUUGCUUUGCUUAUCGCAUCCACCACCUCCUUUGCCAUUGUUGCUCCCUUUUUUGGACAGGCUGCAGCUUUCAAUUCACUACAAGAGAAGAUCUAUCAACCGGCUGAUAUGGCUGGAGAGAACAUUGCAAAGACAUUUAUUGGUGGCGAACCACCUGCUUCGAGAACAAGAUGGCAAGAACCAAAAAGCACGUCCGCUGUAAUAUCAAGUUCAAGUGGUAAUGAUACAGCAACUGUGUUGAGCACAAGAAGUGAUUCGGGUGGUGGCAAGGUCGUGGUACCAACUUGGUUGUCUGAAAUUUAUCACAUAGCAGAUACAUUUUUUGCUUAUAUAUAG
This is a messenger RNA of Lodderomyces parapsilosis, 363 nucleotides long. RefSeq lists its product as uncharacterized. Bases 1 to 363 code for a protein of 120 amino acids. Lineage: Eukaryota; Fungi; Ascomycota; Pichiomycetes; Serinales; Debaryomycetaceae. The transcript has a single exon. The record is from RefSeq and is a predicted model, not a curated record.